AUGUCGGACCAACAACACCAUCAGGAUGCCACGCGGAGGCUCUCCUUGGGAGCUGGCCAGGGUCAAUUCGACCCCCUGGACCUUCCCCUCCGCCAAGUCACCAACGAUGCGAACCUGGAAGAGUACACCGCGGAGACUGCGACGGGAGAGAUCAUCAAGCCAGUCAAAUCUUCUGCUACCGGCAAGGUAGAGGACUGGAAGCUGGUCACAUUCAAAGUCAAUGAUCCCGAGAACCCAAAGAACUGGUCCAAGGCCUACAAAUGGUACUGCACUAUGGUCGUCUCGUUCACAUGUUUCGUCGUCGCCUUCGCCAGUAGUGUGAUCACGGCCGACCUUGAAGGGCCAUCCGAGGCCUUCAAUGUCUCUCAUGAAGUCAGUCUUGUUACGGUUACGGUCUUCGUCAUUGGUUUUGGUGUCGCUAUCGAUGGUAUCGCGUUCAGUGCUCCAAUGACGUUGGUCGGCGGUACUCUGGCUGAUUUGUGGAGGAAUGAGGAGCGUGGUGUCCCCAUGGCUGCCUUCUCUGCCAGCCCAUUCAUCGGGCCCGCCAUCGGUCCUCUUGUUGGUGGUUAUCUCUGCCACGCUGGUUGGAGAUGGCUUUACUGGAUCCAGCUCAUUCUGGCCUUUGUCGCCUGGGUCCUGAUUACCUUCACUGUCCCGGAGACCUAUGCGCCAAUGAUUUUGCGAAAGAGAGCAAAGAAAUUAAGGAAAACUGAAAAUGAUCCGAAGUACGUCACAGAGACAGAAUUGGACGCUCGCCCUAUGGGAGAAAGAUUGCGUAUCUUCCUCCUCCGCCCAUUCCAGCUCCUGUUUUUGGAACCCAUUGUUCUGUUCAUCUCCAUUUAUAUGUCCGUCUUGUAUGGCUUGCUAUACAUGUUCUUCGUCGCCUAUCCCAUCGUCUACCAAAAAGGCAAGGGAUGGAGCUCAGGUCCUACUGGUCUGAUGUUCAUUCCUUUGGCCAUUGGUGUCUUGUGUAGCGCUGCCUGUGCUCCUUUCGUCAACAAGCACUAUCUUACACUUGUUAAGAAGCACGGUGGAAAGCCUCCAGCUGAAGCGCGUCUGAUCCCUAUGAUGCUUUCAUGCUGGUUUAUCCCCAUUGGUCUCUUUAUCUUCGCCUGGACAUCAUACCCCAACAUCCACUGGAUUGGCCCUUGCAUUGGUGGCCUCCCCGUUGGAUUCGGCUUCAUCUUCUUGUACAACUCUGCGAACAAUUACCUCGUGGAUACAUACCAGCAUCAGGCAGCCUCUGCCCUUGCCGCAAAGACUUUCCUCCGUUCCAUGUGGGGUGCAUCCACAGUAUUGUUCACGGAGCAGAUGUAUGACCGCUUGAACGACCGAUGGGCCAGCACAUUGCUAGCCUUCAUUGCCCUCGCUUGCUGCGCGAUCCCCUACGUCUUCUACUUCAAAGGCGCUUCCAUCCGUCGGUACUCGAAAUUUGCCUUCGCCGACGACGAGGAGCAGCAGGGACCGGGAGAGAAGCACUAG
Aspergillus fischeri NRRL 181 is the source of this 1482-nucleotide messenger RNA. Its product is annotated as MFS transporter. Lineage: Eukaryota; Fungi; Ascomycota; Eurotiomycetes; Eurotiales; Aspergillaceae. Gene Ontology annotation, biological process: transmembrane transport. Gene Ontology annotation, molecular function: transmembrane transporter activity. The record is from RefSeq and is a predicted model, not a curated record. The coding region runs from base 1 to 1482 and encodes 493 amino acids. The transcript is spliced from 4 exons.